Acanthamoeba castellanii str. Neff is the source of this 225-nucleotide messenger RNA. RefSeq names its product HIV1 Tat interactive protein, putative. Gene Ontology annotation, cellular component: cytoplasm. The transcript has 4 exons. NCBI's taxonomy places the organism in Eukaryota, Discosea, Longamoebia, Acanthamoebidae. The record is from RefSeq and is a predicted model, not a curated record. Gene Ontology annotation, biological process: import into nucleus. The coding region runs from base 1 to 225 and encodes 74 amino acids. Gene Ontology annotation, molecular function: NAD binding; oxidoreductase activity, acting on the aldehyde or oxo group of donors, NAD or NADP as acceptor.
AUGAAGGGCUGGCGCGCGAUAGUACUGGGCGGCACGGGUGCCACAGGCAGGGAACUGGUGCGCGAGCUGAUUGAGUCGCCCAAGUGGAGCCGCAUAACCCUCAUCAACAGGCGCCAGGCCGAUGAGUUCCAAAGCGACAAGGUGGAGCAGGUAGUGGUGAACAUGGACGAAAUGGAGCAGCAUGCCGACUCGUUCAAGGACCACGACGUCCUCGUGCCACUAUGA